AUACGUAUGCCUUGUUCGGAUGAUCCACUUGCACGUCUUUAUGGCAGAAACGCCUUGGAAGAUACAUUAGAACUGUUGUGGAAGAAGCAAGGUAAGCCUGGUAAAAGAAGACCGCGUUGUGGCAAUCGAGAGUUAGACCUUUAUGUAUUCUUUGAAAGCGUUCGCUCUUUUGGCGGCAUUUCGAAAGUUCACCAGAAUCGUUUAAUGCAACCUAUUGCAGAGUUAUUACGAUUGUCGUUGACAGCAACAAGUUCCGGUUAUUCUUUACGUCUUAUUUACCUGAAGUGGCUGAAACCCUAUGAAAAGGAACUUGAGCAAGCAAUUGAUGAAAGUUAUAGAAAGAUAAAUAUUGCUUGCGAAAGCGGUAGACAAUGGCCAGAGUGCAUUUGGUCGAAAGAUGCAAGAUUGCCAAGAAAAAGGUCUCGUUGGAAGCAGAGUGGAAUGAGAGUUUGUUCAGAAGAUGUGCAGCAAGAAAAUUUGACCGAAGCAGAGAAGGCUGCAGUCUUUUCUAGGCUUUCAGUCAAUGAAAUGGAACCAGAAGAGCAAGUAGAGUUUGCCUCUCUAUUGGAUUUGCCAGAUUUGUUCUUAGAUAUUCGAAAUCACAUUCUUCGACUUUGGUAUAGAGACGUGUCACAUAGAACAAGUUGUUCCGAUGUCCUAUCUACCGUUCCUAAGAGAUAUCAUGAUUUGACGAAAGAUAUCUUUAUCUAUCUUGUCCGACAAGGUUUGAUCAAUUUUGGCUUUUUAGGAAAGAAUCAGUUUCCUAUUCUUUCUGGAGAGCAAAUGGAAAAGGUACCACAUGUAGUUAUAGUAGGAGCAGGUAUUGCUGGUCUCGCUGCUGCAAGGCAACUUUGCUCCCUCGGAGUUAAAGUAUCUAUUUUUGAAGCUCGCGAUAGAUUAGGAGGCCGUAUUUACACAAGGAUGAGUCUUAACAAUACACCUAUAGAAUUGGGCGCUAUGCUUGUCACUGGUGUUCAGCAGAAUCCUUUGAAUACACUUUGUAGGCAGUUGAAUCUAAUAUUGGAAGUCGUUCAAGAAGACUGUCCUUUAUAUGAUGUAAACGGUUGCUUGGUUCCUAAAGAGUUGGAUAUUUUAGCAGAAGAUAUAUUCAACGACGCUCUUGAAGAGACAUCUAAAAUGAGAAACUUGUACAAAAACCAAAGACAUGUUUCUCUGGGUUCCAUAUUGAAAAAGUUGCUCGAGGAAAAGUUGAUGAUAUUUAGACAGACUUUGGAGGCAAAUGAUUGUAUGAAGUUAACUACUUUGAGACGAUUGGUGCAAUGGCAUAUAGCUAACUUAGAAUAUGCCUGCGCUGCUGAUUUAGAAAAUGUGUCCUUAUUUGAUUGGGAUCAAGACGAUCCAUGGGCUUUAGAAGGUGAACAUGCUAUUGUCCAGGGUGGAUUUUCUCAACUAGUGGAAGGUUUAGCAAGAGGCUUUGAGAAAAUAGGACAUGAUAUGGACAAUAGGAGUCGCAAUCCUUGUAUAUUUUUAAGGCAUGAAGUGAAGGUAAUCAAGUGGUCCUCCAAAAAGAAAAGUGUUGAUAGAGGGACAAAGUCAGUUUCAAAGAAAGAUUCUGUGAUAGUCAAAGUGCAAACUCCUCGUGCAAGUAUGAAAGAAGUUUCAUGUGAUUGUGUUCUUAUUACUGUGCCUUUGGGAGUCUUAAAGGAACGAUCCAUUUCUUUCUAUCCUGAUUUACCGAUUUGGAAACAAGAGGCCAUUGACAGUUUAGGUUUUGGUGGGUUAAACAAAGUUUGUCUCGUCUUUGAAGAACUUUUUUGGAAACAUUCUAUAUUUGGUGCAUUGACCGAUUCUUCCAAUCAAAGAGGAGAAUUUUAUAUUUUUUGGGACAUGACAAAGUGUUCAGGACAAACUCCUGUUUUGGUUACUAUGAUAUGUGAGCCUUUUGUGGGACGAAAUGAAAUUGCUGAUAAUCAUAUUUGUGUACAACGUGCUAUGAAUAUACUUCGACGAAUUUUCCCCAAUGCACCGGAACCCAAGGAAUCCUUCGUAACUCGGUGGUCUGGCGAUAAGUAUGCAGGAGGUGCAUAUUCCUACAUAGGUGUAAAUUCUACCAGCAAAACUUACGACCUAAUGGCCGAGAAUGUUGGUGACGUCUUAUAUUUUGCCGGAGAAGCAACUAACGGAAGAUAUCCAACAACUUGUGCUGGGGCUUUUUUUAGUGGACUACGAGAAGCAGGGAAGAUAAUGAAACACUUGCAGUUGGAUAUCUUACAACUGGAAAACACUCAGAAGAGAAGAAAAGUUUCCAUUUUUGGUCGUUGAUAAUCACAUUUCUCUUAGAGGAAACUUUACAAAGCUAAAGUUAUUUUGA
Galdieria sulphuraria is the source of this 2332-nucleotide messenger RNA. Its product is annotated as amine oxidase. Gene Ontology annotation, molecular function: DNA binding; oxidoreductase activity; protein binding. The record is from RefSeq and is a predicted model, not a curated record. The transcript has 7 exons. Bases 7 to 2283 code for a protein of 758 amino acids. Lineage: Eukaryota; Rhodophyta; Bangiophyceae; Galdieriales; Galdieriaceae.